GGACAUGCUGCUUCCGUGGCUGACUCCGCGAUUGAUAGCAGAACGAAGCGUCAUCUGAUAACUUAACCUGCACAGCCGCGUCUGACCUGCAUUAACCGGCUGAAGAUCGCUGCACUCGACACUCCCCAGUACAGUACUGUUUCCGAGUAGCUCACCCUCCUCCUCCGUCUAUCAACAGCCUUCCCCUCCGAGGGGCCCCCCCAUCGUUUCCCCUCCUUUGAUCUGAGCGACUUGUGCCUGUCAGACGAGAUGACUCGGCCCCCGACCGCCCUUUCAGCUCCAGGCAAGGUCCUGCUCGCUGGUGGUUAUCUAGUUCUUGAUCGGGACUAUACCGGCCUUGUCUUUGGCUUAGACGCCCGUAUCCAUGUCCACGUGCAGCCGCUCUCCACCAGCCCCGGUGUUGUUCUCUCGGAAAUCAUUGUCCGCUCCCCUCAAUUUCGCGAUGCUGAAUGGAGAUAUGGUUACCGUCUGGCCGCCGAGUCUAGAGGUAUUGACGUAACUCAGCUCAAAGGACUUUCUACGUCAUGCCUCUCGCGCAACCCGUUCAUCGAGACGGCCCUGACCUACGCCUUGACUUACAUCUCAAUGAUGAUCCCGGGUGUCAUUGAGGCUUCUUCAAUCACGAUUCUCGCCGACGAUGACUAUUACUCUCAAACAGCUUCACCAGGCGCCCGCCGCGAACGCUUUAUCAAUUUCCACGUGCCAUUGCAGUCCGCACACAAGACGGGCCUUGGUUCAUCAGCUGCUCUGGUCACCGCCUUCACUGCUGGUCUCCUAGCGCAUUAUCUGCCCGCUGAGCAGUUUGAUCUCAAGACUGACAAGGGCAGAGCUAUCUUGCACAAUCUAGCGCAAGCUGCCCACUGCGCUGCACAAGGCAAGGUUGGUUCCGGCUUCGACGUCGCAGCCGCCGUCUACGGUUCAUGCCGUUACCGGCGUUUCUCGCCCGCCCUGCUAGAGGGACUUGGGGAGAUUGGCUCUCGCGGGUUUUCAGAUCGCCUCAAGGCCCUAGUUGAGGACACGGAGCCUGCCAGGAAAUGGGACACUGAAAUCAUCAAGGCCGGAAUCAACGUUCCCAAGGGUCUCCGGCUCACCAUGUGCGAUGUUGACUGCGGAUCCCAAACCGUCGGUAUGGUGAAGCAGGUUCUCGCAUGGAGAAAAGAACAUCCAGAAGAGGCAAAUGCGCUCUGGUCGCGGCUGCAGGAAAAGAACGUUGAGCUCGGGAAGCAAUUGUCAACAUUAGGCGAUGCUACGCGCCGCUCAGACGCGGAUUUUGACGAGCUGAAGGAGGUCAUUGCCGAUAUACGAUCUAUGAUGCGCCAAAUGUCCAAGGCAUCAGGCGUUCCAAUUGAGCCGCAGAUGCAGACUGAGCUUCUCGACGCCUGUUCUGCGCUCCCUGGCGUCAUUGGUGGCGUUGUUCCCGGAGCUGGAGGGUAUGACGCUGUCGCUCUGCUUACCGUGGACCAGGAGUCGGUGCUGGGUCCGUUACGAAAAUUACUGGAUGAGUGGAAGGUGUCACUCUGGAAUGAAGAUGGCGCUGUUGCGAAUGGCAGCAUAGGCAAGGUACGAGCACUCGGAGUACGGGAAGAGAUGGAGGGCGUGCGGUUUGAACGGGAAGAUGCAUAUCGGUCUUGGAUUGAAUAAUUCCAGCUUACCGGUCUAUAAGCGCCCAUGGACACUUAUUCUUUGUAUUUUUUUUUUCUUUCUCUUAUCACUUUCUUGUAUAUCUCUAUUACCCCGUCUUGGCUGCUCUCCUGGGUUUUCCUGUUUAUUUUGACCGGGCAUGGCCACUGUUCUAUGUAUUUACCACUUUGUAUGAAGUAGAGUUGGAGAAUUUGUCAUAAUGAUCCCCAACUCAUUUUGGAGAGAGGGCCCGUUGCCUUAUGGAGUAAGAGAGAGGGACGAUCCACACUCCAAUCAGCUGUUUGAU
This is a messenger RNA of Xylona heveae TC161, 1927 nucleotides long. Its product is annotated as Phosphomevalonate kinase. Lineage: Eukaryota; Fungi; Ascomycota; Xylonomycetes; Xylonales; Xylonaceae. The record is from RefSeq and is a predicted model, not a curated record. Gene Ontology annotation, cellular component: peroxisome. Gene Ontology annotation, molecular function: ATP binding; phosphomevalonate kinase activity. Bases 250 to 1641 code for a protein of 463 amino acids. Gene Ontology annotation, biological process: ergosterol biosynthetic process; isopentenyl diphosphate biosynthetic process, mevalonate pathway. The transcript is spliced from 2 exons.